GUCUUCUCUAACCUUCCUUUCCUUCUCACUCUCACCUCUUCACAAAAAUACCCAAAUUCCCUUCUUGACUCCCUUUUCACAAUAAAGACUCAUUUUUUCCUAUCAAAAUAAUUCUUGAUUCUCCUCAGAUUUAUCAGUAGCAGAUAUUCUGUUUUUGUGAAAGUUCACAGCCUGGCGUACUGUUUCUUUCAGAGGGGAAUGAUUUUUGGUGAGGCUUCUGGAGAGAAGCAGCAGUAGUUAACACUCUGGCCAAUACUCCAGUGAAGUCCUUCUCUCCCCCUUGUUGUGAAUGGGAUAGGGUUGAGGCUAGGAGGAGGAUACUUCUUGGAGUUUCACUUCUUACUUAUCUUUCUUCAUCUCCAUAUUUGUCAAAUUGGGCUCUUUCAUUGCUUUGGCGUUUGCCUAUUGAUUACGGCUAAUUUGACAUCAAGAUUCAAUCUUUUUCUACUUUGAUAUGUGAAUUGAAAACUUUCAAAGAUCAAAACUUUUUUUGUGGGGGUGAAAAGAUUAGUUGGAAAGGAGGAGCUAACAAAUUGGAAGAAAGAAUUUGAUUUGUAAUAGUGAAAGAAAUGGCAAUUUGCAACUGCUUCUGUGGUCCAGUAGGGAGAAGAAGCAGGAAAGAUGAGGGAGAGAAGGGAACUCCAAAAACUGCUGAUGUGCCUGUACUAGUUGAAGGUUCUGUAAACUCUACUACUAAAACAGAUGACUCGAAAUCGUCUUCCUUUGUUGUUCCUCUACCUUUUGGGAGUUCUAGGAGCAAUGUUAAGGUGAUGAAUCAUGAAAGUCCUGUUAAGGGAGAUACAGAAGAGGUGGCUUAUGAAGGGGAAGAUGAGCAUGAUGAAAGCUUGUCAAUGAAGAGGGACAACUCUGAUUUUGAUCUUCAAGCACGCAUUCGCAGCUCAGGGGGAGAGUAUGAUCAAUCAUUCAACGAAGGGAUUCGUCGUAAUUGCUCAUUUGAAAGUGAAAUGAAUGACCAAGAUCAUAACAAAUCUGAGAAAGAUGCAGAGACUGAGGAGGUUGUGAAAAGUGGACACAUUAGUGAUCCAGGGUUUGGAAAAGUAGAAUCUUGGGCUUCUCCAAAGCUUCAACGCUCCUGCUCUGAUUUAGCAAUGAGGGAUAUGGUCUUCACUAAAUUGAAUGAGCAGCUAUCACUCUCAAAGUCCAAAUCUUUUGAUGAAAUGCAGAGAUUAGCUGAGAAGAUGAUUUUAGGAAGUCCAGCUUCUGUGUUGACGCAUCACAGUGCUGACAAAGUUAUGUUGAAGAAGCAUUCUUCAAGCCAACUCCUACCAUCCAGAAGUCGAAAAUUGUGGUGGAAACUGUUCCUAUGGAGCCAUAGAAACCUACAAGGAACAGGUGGUAUCCAACAACUACCAAUCCUUGCUAAGACUGCUCUAAACCAGCAGGGUGGGUACUCCUCGGACACAUUAGAACUAGGGAAAGGCAUGGACUUGAGCAACUUGGGAUCUCCUGGUUUGUUCACAGAAGAAUCCUUGAACAAAAGGCGCUAUGACAAGGGCAAGGAGGUUUUGGAUGAAUUCAGUGGAGUAAGUGGUUUUUGGCCACAAAAUCAGUGGGUUGCUUUCCCUGAAGAAUCCUCUAGGUUUAUGAGAAUCAAUGAGUGGGUGAAUGAAAUUCCUAUUCAUCCACCAUGCUUAAUUGAUGAACAUGAUCAUGUUGUAGAUGAGGUUGAUAUCUCACAUUCUCCCGAUGCUGGUAAAUCACCAGCAAGAAACUCACCUCUCAUCAGCCCACACCCAUAUAUAAAUGUCCCAGAAGAGGUUGCACAUGCUAAUACAGUCAUCCGGUCUCUCAAUUCUUCCUCAACGGUUGCUCACAUCGCAGGAGCUGGUCUGAAAGUUAUCCCUUCCAUGUCACACUUAUGUAGCCUUCGAUCUGUCAAUUUAUCAGGCAACUUGAUAGUUCAAAUAACUCCAGGAUCACUACCAAAGGGUCUUCAUGUUCUCAAUUUAUCAAGGAACAAGAUCCACACAAUUGAAGGACUCAGGGAGUUGACACGUCUGCGUGUGCUUGACCUAAGUUACAACAGAAUCUCUCGAAUUGGACAAGGUUUGUCGAAUUGUACGCUCAUCAAAGAGCUCUACCUCGCUGGUAACAAAAUAAGUGAAAUAGAAGGGCUUCACAGACUUCUGAAGCUGACUGUUCUAGACUUGAGCUUCAACAAGAUAACAACUACUAAAGCACUUGGUCAGCUUGUGGCAAACUAUAACUCUCUUCUGGCUCUGAAUCUAUUGGGAAAUCCAAUUCAGAUCAAUAUAAGUGAUGACCAACUGCGAAAGGCAGCUUGCAGCCUGCUUCCAAAACUAGCUUUCUUGAACAAACAACCAAUUAACUCACAAAAGGCACGAGAAGUAGGAACAGAAGCAGUUGCAAAAGCAGCACUGGGCAGUAGCACUCGGGGCACUCAUAGAAGAGCAACCAGGAAAGUAACCACUGGAGCUUCUUCAUCUUCAAGUGUGCAUAGGAGCAGCGCGAGUGUUUCUCAAAAGAGCAGGCAUAGGCUAAGAAGCCGAACUCAACUUCAGUCUUCCAAGGCCAAGUGAUCUGCUCUAGCAUCUCCUUGUUCCAAAAUGUUUCAUGCUUUCGAACAGUGCAAUCCUAGAAAGCAUGGUUUCAUUGUGUGUUUCGAUUUUGUUUAUCAGUUUUAAAGAGUGGGAGUGAUUUAAACAUUCAUGUUAAAAUUGAGGUUCUUCCUCAUUCUGCAUUUCAUUCUGAAAAGUCUGUUUGAAAACCAGGUACUUGUGGCUUUGUAUGAUUGUUAAAUUUGGCAUGUUUUUCAACAUUAAUUUGCACCUUUAUAGAUGAACUACUACUCUGCUUGUGGUUGA
Messenger RNA from Solanum dulcamara, 2846 nucleotides. RefSeq lists its product as uncharacterized. Gene Ontology annotation, cellular component: cytoplasm. NCBI's taxonomy places the organism in Eukaryota, Viridiplantae, Streptophyta, Magnoliopsida, Solanales, Solanaceae. The transcript is spliced from 5 exons. Bases 570 to 2561 code for a protein of 663 amino acids. The record is from RefSeq and is a predicted model, not a curated record. Gene Ontology annotation, molecular function: protein kinase binding.